This is a messenger RNA of Lolium rigidum, 1563 nucleotides long. Its product is annotated as BTB/POZ and MATH domain-containing protein 2-like. Gene Ontology annotation, biological process: protein ubiquitination. The record is from RefSeq and is a predicted model, not a curated record. The transcript has 3 exons. Bases 150 to 1361 code for a protein of 403 amino acids. NCBI's taxonomy places the organism in Eukaryota, Viridiplantae, Streptophyta, Magnoliopsida, Poales, Poaceae. Gene Ontology annotation, molecular function: protein binding.
CAGGCCCACCCCAGACGCUCUCUCCCCCGGCUGCUGCGCACUCUGAUUCCGGUGAGAAUCGAACAGCCGGCGCGUGCGGUGCAGCAAGUCUCCGUGCGGCCGCCGGUUCAAGAAGCGGGAGGUGACCAGAUCGAAUCGCAGAUUUCAUCAUGUCCUCGUUUGCCGGUAUAUCUAUGGUAACCGGCAGCGAGGAUUGCUUCAUACCAGCCGCCAGCAAGGCGCACAUCACACCGGCUGUCGACGCCGGCACAGACAGCGGGUACCACCUGCUUGUGGUAAAAGAAUACUCGCGUGCCGUACAAGACUUACCCAAUGGCAACAAAAUCUGGUCUGGGCCUUUCAUGGUAGGAGGUCAUCAGUGGUGCAUCCACUGCUAUCCUAAUGGUGGCGACCCGAGUUGUGCUGACUUCAUUUCUCUCGAUCUUUGCCUUGACGAUGACAGCGACGAUGACCAUGACGAAAUGGAAGAGUCUGUGGAGGCGAAGUUCCAGUUUAGCUUCAUUGACCAGGUUGAGUAUCAAAAGCCAAUGUACAUUCGUGCACGUGAAACACGAAGCUUUUCCAUCGAACAUCGUUGCUGGGGCUGCAUGAAGUUUAUGAAGAGAGAUGCGCUUGAACGAUCUGCUCAUCUAAAGGCUGAUUGUAUCACCAUCCGGUGUGAUAUCAUGGUUUGCAAUGAUCUCAACACCCAGGACACCGUGUCUGACAUAGGCCAACAUUUUAAAUUUCUACUUCAAGAUAAGCUGGGUUCUGAUGUGACUUUUGAGGUCAGCGGCGAGAUGUUCCCUGCACACCGGUGCGUGCUUGCAGCCCGAUCUAAAGUUUUCAGGGCACAGCUCUUUGGCCCCAUGACAGAGGGUGUUACGUCCAGUGCCAUACAGAUCAAAGACAUGGAAGCAAAAGUCUUUGCGGCUUUGCUUAGCUUCGUCUACUCAGACUCAUUUCCUAAGAUGGAGGACGAAACACAAUCCGUCGAAGGAGAAGAAAAGGAUGAAACCCCAGAAGUCGAGGAAGGACAAGAAGAGGAAGCAACAGAGCAUGUAACGUGGCUGCAAGACUUGUUUGUAGCGGCAGACAGAUAUGAUAUCCAACAGCUCAAGUUCUUAUGUGAAAAGCACUUGGCCAAGCACAUAGGUGUGACCUCGGUUGCGCCCACUCUUGCUCUAGCUGAGCAGCACCACUGCCAAAGAUUGAAGGAGGCGUGCUUCAAGUUUAUUGAAGCCCAAUCUCCUGAAUGCUUGGAUAAAGUAAUGGCGACUGAUGGCUGGUAUCAUAUGAUUUCGACGCAUCCCUCUGUUUUGAACGAGUUUGUUGCCAAGCUUGUGUCCAAUCAGAAUAAGAACAUGAAGACGAAGCAGUAGAGGAUGUAAUGUGGCUGGAAGUAACAGUAUUAUGCAUAUAUGGGAUAGUAUUCUCUAGGUAAUCUUGUCUUGCUUUUGUUACAUCAGAUUGCUUCCUAUGUGCUGAAUCAUAAAUAUGGGCUAAUAUGGACUUGUACAGUCUGUAUUAUCAUGUGCAAGCAUCCACAUUGAACUAUGCAAGUUCCCUGGCUAGUUGUUUCUA